AUGACUGCCUUUGAAGAGUUCGGUGUCCUCUCCGAACUGGGCAAAGCUAUCGACGAAAUGGAUUGGACAUUACCAACUGAUGUUCAGGCUGAAGCUAUUCCUCUUAUUUUGGGUGGAGGAGAUGUGCUAAUGGCUGCCGAGACUGGCAGCGGAAAGACCGGCGCUUUCUGUUUGCCUAUUCUGCAGAUUGUAUGGGAAACACUGAAGGAUAUGCAAGAAGGAAAGACAAAUAGGAUUGUAACGACAACUUCUACAGAAUGGACUAUGUCGUUUUUGGAUCGGACGGACGCAUUAGCCGUCACUCCCGAUGGUCUGAGAUGUCAAUCUCGCGAUCCUAAAGGAUGGCAUGGAUGCAGAGCUACUAAAGGCGUUCACUCAAAAGGCGCAUAUUACUAUGAGGCCACUGUUACUGAUGAAGGUCUUUGUCGUGUUGGAUGGUCCACUCAGGCUGCCCGAUUGGAUCUUGGUACAGACAAACUGGGAUUUGGGUAUGGUGGUACUGGAAAGAAGUCUAAUGCUAAGAACUUUGAUGAUUAUGGCACUCCAUAUCGCAUGAACGAUGUUAUUGGUUGUUUCUUGAAUUUGAACAAUGGUGAGAUCCGAUUCUCAAAAAAUGGUGAAGAUCUGGGAGUCGCUUUUAAACUUGAACAACCUAGGCGUGCUGAUUGUUACUUUCCUGCAGUUGUACUCAAAAAUGCUGAAAUGAGCUUUAACUUUGGGAAGUCACCAUUUAAGUACCCACCAUCAGGUGAAUUUGUAUCACUGUAUGCAGCACCCAAAGACAGUACGAAACUGAAUGUAGUGGCAUGUUCUGCAGCCGCAGAUAUGAAGCCUGUCAGCAAUGCACCACAAGCCAUUAUUAUUGAGCCUUCUAGAGAGUUAGCAGAACAAACUUGCAAUCAAAUCACUAAGUUCAAGAAGUAUUUGGAUAAUCCCCGAGUCCGUGAGCUACUGGUUGUCGGUGGUGUUAAUGUUAAAGAUCAAAUCAAUCAACUCAAUGCUGGUAUUGACAUUGUGGUUGGUACACCAGGACGACUUGAAGAUCUUAUCCAAGGAGGUUACUUAGCUCUCACCCACUGUCGGUUCUUCGUCCUCGACGAAGCUGAUGGUCUUCUCAAAGCCGGCUAUGGAGAACUCAUCGAGCGCCUACAUCGACAGAUACCCAAGAUCACUUCAGACGGCCGACGGUUACAGAUGGUCGUGUGUUCCGCCACUCUACACGCGUUUGAGGUUAAAAAGAUGGCGGAGAAACUGAUGUACUUCCCGACUUGGGUGGAUCUAAAAGGCGAGGAUGCGGUUCCGGAGACUGUGCAUCAUGUCGUAGCCAAUGUUGAUCCACAAAAGGACCGCUCUUGGGAGACUCUGCGCAAGCACGUGCAGACCGACGCUGUCCACUCAAAUGAUAACAUCCGAAGCUGCAACACUACGCCUGAGACUCUAUCUGAGGCUGUCAAGAUCCUCAAGGGUGAAUAUUGCGUUCGCGCUAUUAGAGAACACAAAAUGGAUAGGGCUAUAAUCUUCUGCCGAACAAAACUAGACUGUGACAAUUUAGAACGCUAUCUAAAGUCGUAUGGCAAUGAAUUCUCUUGCGUGUGUUUACACGGCGAUCGUAAACCCGCCGAACGCAAGGGCAACCUGGAGAAGUUCAAGCAGAGCCAGGUCAAAUACCUGAUCUGUACCGACGUAGCUGCUAGAGGAAUUGAUAUCACAGGACUGCCUUUUAUGAUUAACGUAACCCUACCAGACGAGAAAUCAAACUACGUUCAUCGCAUUGGGCGUGUCGGACGUGCUGACCGUAUGGGGCUUGCUAUCAGCCUCGUCUCCAAGGUGCCAGAAAAGGUUUGGUACCACGGCGAGUGGUGUGCGUCACGUGGCCGAAACUGCUGGAACACUAACUUAAUCGAUGACAGACCAAAAGGUUGCUGCAUAUGGUACAACGAACAACAGUAUCUAGCCGAUAUCGAAGAUCACUUGAACGUCACGAUUCAACAAAUUGAAUCUGAUAUGAAGGUGCCGUCCAAUGAGUUCGACGGUAAAGUCGUAUAUGGACAAAAAAGAAAACAAGUAGGAACUGGAUAUCAGGACCAUGUGAGCCAGAUGGCACCAGUGGUGAAAUCUUUGCAAGAACUAGAGUCUCGAGCUCAACUCUACUAUCUCAAGGUGCAUCAUAACGCCACCACUGUUGCUUAG
This is a messenger RNA of Arctia plantaginis, 2190 nucleotides long. The record is from the annotation of a GenBank genome assembly. NCBI's taxonomy places the organism in Eukaryota, Metazoa, Arthropoda, Insecta, Lepidoptera, Erebidae.